AUGUGGAGGUUUGUGGGAAUCCAUUGGCUGCUAGUUCAGGUGGGACAAUGGUGCUGGGCCCUUGUCGCUGUUCCGCAUUGGCGUGCCGUCGGCGCUGGUGGUUUUUCGUGGGCGUGUGUCAUGUUUCGGAGUUGUGGUGCCGUCGUCGUGGGGUUGCUGGCACCUGUUGUGGUCGUUGUCGACGUGUUGUCGCCGGGUCGACAUCUGUGGCGUGUUGCUUCGGUGACGUGGCUGAGAGCGGUGGCGAUGGCCGAGAGUGGUGGUGGGUGCAGGAUGUUGGCGAGGGGUGGUGGUGGUGGUGGUGGAAGAGAAAGAGAUGGUCACGCAGAUUCUAAUUUCGCUUUUUUGGUAUCCAGUGGAAUCCAGUGGACUAUGACUGGACUCAUAGUCCACUGGACUGGGACUGGACUCAGGAAAGUGGCUUGUAGUCCAUGGACUGGGCAUUGUGCAAGCCAAUCUGGCCUAGCAACUGGGCCACUGGAAUCCAGAUGGAUUACGUGGGGGAUGGUAAAGACCUUGGUAAUCUGGCCCCAUUUCAUUAACCCCGCUUGUCUCACCUGGAAGUGUAGUGCUCUGGAUACCCCUGGCAGUAAUGCGAUAGUCAACACCGCAGCCCUUCAAGUUGCUGCUUGCAGUAGCCAAUCCAGGAAAACACUUCCCUCUAUUGUCAAUCUCACUGUCAACGGCCAACCUAGCAGUAGGAAGCUGCCCUGGGAAGUCAAGUCCCUGUAUUUGUAUAUCGGCUGA
This is a messenger RNA of Laccaria bicolor S238N-H82, 747 nucleotides long. RefSeq lists its product as uncharacterized. NCBI's taxonomy places the organism in Eukaryota, Fungi, Basidiomycota, Agaricomycetes, Agaricales, Hydnangiaceae. The coding region runs from base 1 to 747 and encodes 248 amino acids. The record is from RefSeq and is a predicted model, not a curated record. The transcript is spliced from 6 exons.